Hydra vulgaris (swiftwater hydra) is the source of this 2662-nucleotide messenger RNA. RefSeq lists its product as uncharacterized. The record is from RefSeq and is a predicted model, not a curated record. NCBI's taxonomy places the organism in Eukaryota, Metazoa, Cnidaria, Hydrozoa, Anthoathecata, Hydridae.
UAAGCUUGUUCACAGAGCAAGCUUAAAUUCAUAAGGCAUCUCUAUCUCAUUUCGGUUGUUCUAAGAAAUGAAUUGAGGAAACAAACUGGAUAAAAAAUGAACAAGCUGUCUGAAGUAGAAAGGUGGAAAAACAUUUGUAAGGGAAUAGUGUCAGUGAUUAUGUACUUGGCAGAUGUUAUAUUGCAAUUUGUAGAAGCUCAUCAAGACGUUCACAAGCGCUAAGUAUCAAUAUUCAAAACAAAGUCUUUAACCUUUUUUCAAACUUAUAAUAAUUUUUUAACAAUUUUUUAGGUGCCCCAAGAAUUCCUUACAGUCUUAUCACAGAGCACUGCGGAUGAGCAUUUAAUUGGAUGUUAACACCUCCUUCCUAACCGAUGUUGCAAGACUUGCCCUGAGGUGGUGUUAGAACCACAAAUCCUUUAUUUCUAAAGCAAGCGUGCUACCAAUGCGUCACGGCUGCUCUUUUUUUACCAAUGACACCCUGUGGACACUACCUUGCUAAAAUAGAGCGCAUGCUCAAAUUUGUAAAACACCAGUAUUUUGUGAUGGGGUGGUGUAGCUUGAAAACUUAAAGAGGAUUAUAAUAUAUUGCAUUAACUCUUGGCUGUGAUCAUCAGUUAGAUUACUACUGUUUUUGACAAAAGGUGUGAGCAAAAGGCCAACAAAAAGUAGCAUUAGAAGCACUCGAUAUAAUCGAAAAUAUCGACAGAAAAGACCUUUUUUACUAAUCUGCAUAUUGCUGACAAUCCCAGUGACAGUGUCCAGAAGUGAAAUUUGUUUUAGCAAGUUGAAGUUAAUCAAAACUUUCCUACGUGCAUCAAUGACGCAAAAAAUAUUGAGUGCUGGUACUAUUGAAGUCAUCCAAUCUCCAUUUAAUGCUAUAGUUGGAUCUUCUGUAAAGUAUAGUUGGAAACUUUCAUAUGAUCCAGCAACUGAAAAUGUUGUUAAAUUAACAUUUUCUGAUGGGGGUGAACAGGCUUUGGCAGAAGGAAAUUUUACACAUUUUUAUCUAACAAAAUUUGGAGUAAAUUACAAUACAAAAAUAUCAGUUAACUUUUCUAAAAACGAAGAAUAUAGUGUUGUGCUUUAUAAUUUAAGCUAUUCAGAUGGAAAAACAUAUAAAUUAGACGCAGAGUUCUUUCUUGAGCAAGGUGACUUGUUAUUGUUAGAAUCUCAUCCAGAAAUAGCCUUUCCAUUAACUGUUAAAGGUGGACCUGCAAUCUUAACGCGCACCUUUCCGUCUGUGUGGACACUUCAUGAAAAUAGUGAACAUAAUCCAUCUAUUCAAGUUCAGGGAAAACCAAAACCUAAUGUUGAAUGGUAUCUUGGAGAUACUGAUUCAUUACCUGGUAGUUCUAUUAGCUUAGAUAACAAUAUAUAUAUUUUUUCAGCAAAAUUUAAAGCUGAUGCAGGUAUCUGUGGUAGUUAUCUGAGAUAUAAAGUUAGUGGCGUACAAGGAACCAUCAGUGCUGAAACACAAAUAAGAAUACACUUCAAAGAAUCACCUUUAUGGAUAAAAAAGCAAGAUUAUUGCAUUAGUGUUGAUUGGCACCUUAGACAACAUGGAAAUUGUUCAACAAAAUAUGUAAUUAAUUUCCUUAAUAAAACAUUGAAUAAAGUAUACACCAGUACUGUUUCUUCACAAGUUAAUUCAGUUAGGCAAUGUUAUGGAACUAUACAAGAAGUUAAUGAAAUAAGUGAUGUUAAGGUCAAAUUGGUCCACAAAGAUUUUGAAAAUGAUCUUCUAGAUUUAUCAUAUCCUUCUGAUGAACCUAAUUAUCAUGAAAAAGUAGCUCCAGGAAAUCCACCACUUAACUUAUUGACAAUAUCAGUUAUAAGCGGUUGUGGAGCAGUCAUUUUUGUUGUUAUUGUGGUUUCUUUUAUUUGUUUGCUAAAACACAAAAAACAAAACAGACAACUUCGAAAAGAAUUUGUCGGCGAAAUCUCCCAUCCGUUUAAUAGCGAGCCCCCUAGAUAUGUUUUUACGGCCAAUUCCAAUGGUGAACAGGAAAUGUUUCUAAAAAAGUCGAAAGCUGACUCUAACUUCUCAUUAAAUAGCCUUCAAAAUACACAUUAUAUGGUUCCAAGACCAUAUUCUGUUGAAGACCACGAUUUUAACUAUCAAACUAUUGAUGAUAAUAUACCUGCUAUAAAAGAUUCAGUUUACACAAACAUGACUCAAAGCGCUAUAGCAACCAGACGUUGUUGAAAUGAAUAUUUUUUGUGUCUAUAAAUAGGUGUUAGUAGUUUCCGCUAAGAAUCAAUGUACAAAACGAUUGCAGUUUUGAUAAAAAACUUUGAUUUGUCUUUCCUUUAAUUUGUUAGAUUUACUAUUAUAAUUGUUGUUUUUUAUUGUAAAUAAAAUAAUGUUAAACUUUACGAUUACCAUUUAACAAUUUGUGAACUUUUACCAAAAAUUUAUCAUUAUAUUUUUUUGUAAAUACGAAAUAUACGUAAAUUAAACAUUAUCUUAUAUCUAUUAACAAACGUUUGACAUUUAUUAAUUAAUGACAAUUUAUUGUUUUUUAACGAAUAAUUAACAAUUUACAAACGUUUAUCUUUUAUAAAAGUUUUGAACUUAAAAAUGUAAAUAUGAAUGUUUUGGAAAAUAAAGUUAAUAAAACUACGUUUAUUAGUUCAUGUUUAUUGAACGUUUAAAUGA